GACCGUGCGUUCCCGACACGCCCCGCGACGGCCGCCAACCUCCGGAUUUGAAUCGAGUCAGCGCUCGGCGGUUGCGGUGUCGGGAUGGGCGCUUCGUCGUUGCCCCCGGCCUGGCAGCUCUACCUCAAGGACCACCGCAUCUCUACGUUCAAGAACUGGCCGUUCUUGGAGGGCUGCGCCUGCACCCCGGAGCGGAUGGCCGAGGCCGGCUUCAUCCACUGUCCCACUGAGAACGAGCCCGAUUUGGCUCAGUGUUUCUUCUGCUUCAAGGAGCUGGAAGGCUGGGAGCCAGACGAUGACCCCAUAGAGGAACAUAAGAAGCAUUCAUCUGGUUGUGCCUUUCUUUCUGUCAAGAAGCAGUUUGAAGAAUUGACCCUCAGUGAAUUUUUGAAACUGGACAAAGAGAGAGCCAAGAACAAAAUUGCAAAGGAAACCAACCAUAAACAGAAAGAAUUUGAAGAGACUGCAAAGAGAGUGCGCUGUGCCAUUGAGCAGCUGGCCGCCCUGGAGUGACCCCCGGCCACCACGCUGGGCCCGGAGCGGAGCGCGGCUGCCCACGCACGCGCCCCGGAGUGACCGGCUCUUCCGGGGCCCUUUAACCGCGCCUUAGGAAAGGACGUCCACGUUUUGAAAUUAGAAUAUUUAAGCUAAGCUUUUGUUUUUUUCUUGCAAGUGGUGCCGGGGGCUCCUCUUUGGGCAGCCGGUGCUGCUGAGCUCAGUAACUGAGUCUCUCUCUCUCUCUUUUUUCUUCGGUAGUUUCUGGGCCAUUGGUUCCUGGACUUUCCAGGGUGACCGGGUGAGAAGAGUGUUCUCGUGGGCAGAGCCCUUUCACAGGGAAACAUCUGGGCUUCAGGUUGACUAGCUGUGGAGCCUGAGAUUUGAUGCCUGAAUGCUACUGUGGGUCUGUUGUGACUGGACAAACAGAGAGCGAAGGAGACCAUUUUAGAUGU
This is a messenger RNA of Neofelis nebulosa (Clouded leopard), 950 nucleotides long. RefSeq names its product baculoviral IAP repeat containing 5 (gene BIRC5). The transcript is spliced from 4 exons. The record is from RefSeq and is a predicted model, not a curated record. The coding region runs from base 85 to 513 and encodes 142 amino acids. Lineage: Eukaryota; Metazoa; Chordata; Mammalia; Carnivora; Felidae.